Panicum hallii is the source of this 1082-nucleotide messenger RNA. Its product is annotated as xyloglucan endotransglucosylase/hydrolase 2-like. Gene Ontology annotation, biological process: cell wall biogenesis; xyloglucan metabolic process. Lineage: Eukaryota; Viridiplantae; Streptophyta; Magnoliopsida; Poales; Poaceae. The record is from RefSeq and is a predicted model, not a curated record. Gene Ontology annotation, cellular component: apoplast; cell wall. The transcript is spliced from 3 exons. Gene Ontology annotation, molecular function: xyloglucan:xyloglucosyl transferase activity; hydrolase activity, hydrolyzing O-glycosyl compounds. The coding region runs from base 53 to 946 and encodes 297 amino acids.
UCCCACAGUCACAGCACUGAGAACUCCGCGCCGCCGGCAGCCCGCGGGAGCCAUGGCGCCGGCUAGGGCGCGCCUCCUAGCCUGCCUGCCGGCUCUCACGAUGAUGGCCGCCGCCGUCUCCUGGGUGGCUGCCGGUGGCGGUCGCAUCACGGACCAGGUCGACAUACUCUGGGGCCCGACGCAGCUGAUCAACGGCAGCGACGGCGACCAGACCAUCGGGCUGUCGCUGGACCGCGUCAUGGGGUCGGGGUUCCGCUCCAAGAGCUCCUAUCUCUUUGCCAGGAUAGACAUCGACAUCAAGCUCGUCGCCGGGAACUCCGCCGGCACCGUCACGACGGUUUACCUGAUUUCUGAAGGGCAGUGGAAGAUCCAUGACGAGAUCGACCUGGAGUUCCUGGGCAACGUCACCGGCGAGCCGUACACCCUGCACACCAACAUCUUCGCCAACGGCUCCGGCGGCAGGGAGGUGCAGUACCGGCUCUGGUUCGACCCCACUCAAGACUUCCACACCUACUCCAUCAUCUGGAACUCAGAACAGAUCCUGAUCCUGGUGGACAACAUGGCGAUCCGGCAGUUCAAGAACCACUGGGACGCCGGCGUGCCGUUCCCAGUGUACCAGCCGAUGAGGCUGAACGGCGUGCUCUGGGACGCCGACGACUGGGCGACGCAGGGUGGGCGCGUCAAGACGGACUGGUCGCAGGCGCCCUUCACCGCCUACUUCCGGAACUACCGCGCCAGCGGCUGCCAGCCGAGCGGGGUGGCGUGGGAGUGCGGCCAGGACCCAUCCGGCGGCGACUGGUUCGACGGCGGCGCGGCGGGGCUGGACGACGUGAGGCAGCAGCAGCAGCUGAGGGAGGCGCAGGAAAGGUACACGAUAUACGACUACUGCACCGACUCCGCGAGGUUCCCCGAUGGCGGCUUCCCCAAGGAGUGUGGGUUGCCGUAGGGUACAUCCAGUGUUGGUGUGAUUGUUUCAUUCUUUUUUUUAUUGGUUUCCUUCUAGAGGAACGAGAAUUAGAAAGGAAAUGUGCAACCAUUUCUAGACUAUUGGUAAUGAUUGGUCGAGAAAAGACUAUUGAUCA